AGUACAUGUCAUUGAUGAUAAUAUGAAUGAUUCCAUGAACGCCUUCACAGACUCCAAUAUGGACACCUUGCUACAAAUGCCUCGAAAGAAGCGAGGCAGAAAACCUAAAACACAUAUCGUCGGCAACUCUUGUUUUGUCUGGAAGGAUUUAACCUGUACAAGAUCCACUAUCAAAAAGUAGAACAACACCCUUCCUCUAUAGCUAAUUAACUUUACAUUUACACUCAUUUGUACUAUAUAUGAAAAUUAUGGAAACCCCGGAAAUCAAAGAAUCACUUGUAACACAAUAUGACAAACCUAUUAUCUAUUAUGCCCCCCCUCUUAUUUUUAACCAUGUACAUAUUCAACCGCAUCCAUUUUUUUUUUCUAUUUUCUACUUUUUUUUUUCCUUUUUUUUUCCUUUUUUUUUCUUUUUUUUUUUUAUUAAAAUAAUGCUUAAAGCAGUUCCUCUGUCAUUUACAAAAUUCGGAAACCAAACCAAAGCACCUCUCAUUAUAUGUCAUGGUCUAUUUGGAUCCAAACAAAACUGGAAAUCACUCGCCAAAAACAUCAAUGAACAAACGCAAUCGCCAGUCUAUACCGUCGAUGCUCGUAACCAUGGAAACAGCCCUCAUGUCGAGCCACACACCUAUGGCCUUAUGGCCCAGGAUAUAUUAAAACUCAUCAAGGACGAAGGUCUCGAAAACCCCAUGCUUAUGGGUCAUUCCAUGGGAGGAAAGGUCAUGAUGGAUGUAGCGUUGAAUCAGCCCGAGUUACCCAGCAAGUUAAUUGUGAUUGACAUGCCACCCAUUCCCAUCAAAUUAUCUACGGAAUACAACACCCAUGCGGAAGCCAUGAAGGAGAUCAAUGCGCUCCAACUCAAGAAACAGAAGGAGGCGGAUGAAGUGCUUCAAAAAUACGAGCCGGAUUUGAUAGUGCGUCAGUUUUUAUUGACGAAUUUGAAAAAGAACCUAAAGAAGGAUGGGAUUUAUGAGUUUCGAGUGGCCUAUGAUACGUUGGGAAGAUCCAUUGGUCACAUGGGCGACUUCUUCCAAUCUGAACCAAACAAAGUCUAUCACGGUCCCACCUUGUUUAUUACAGGCGACGUCAGCCCUUAUCGAAAGUACUUUAUCCAACAUGCCGACAUGAUCAAGGCGCAAUUUCCAAAUUCCCGCCUUGAGAACAUUAAAGGAGCAGGUCACUGGGUGCAAACGGAACAACCCAAAGCGUUUCUUUCAAGCGUGAUCAAUUUUAUUAAUUAAAAAAAACCAAAUUUUUUUUUUAGUCGUCGUUGUUUUUUUCAAGCAAAUGAGGUAGAGCAGGCACACCAGGUAUAGGUCGACUUAAAGCGAUUUUUAAAUCUUGUUGGCCAAUAGGACAA
Messenger RNA from Mucor mucedo, 1360 nucleotides. Its product is annotated as Alpha/Beta hydrolase protein. Lineage: Eukaryota; Fungi; Mucoromycota; Mucoromycetes; Mucorales; Mucoraceae. The coding region runs from base 240 to 1241 and encodes 333 amino acids. The transcript is spliced from 4 exons. Gene Ontology annotation, cellular component: mitochondrion. The record is from RefSeq and is a predicted model, not a curated record.